CCUCGCAGCAGUGAUAAGAGAUCAGAGCUGCUYCCUGCUGAUUGGAGCAACAACAAGGAGCUGUACAGCCUGAGAUACAAAGCCAACGACACAGACGCACAAAUACUGRUGAAGGCCAUCACUGUGGACUCGGCUCUGAUCUUCAACCUGAUGGACUCCAGCACGCAGCAGGUGUUGGACCUAACGGUGAACAUCAACGACCACGUCAACGCCGAUCAGCUGCACACGUUUGACGGUGUUUUCAGGGACGCAGACGGUUUGUCACAGAGCGUGAAGACUCAGCUGCUGCCGUCCCAGAAGAGGCAAACGGAACAGAAAGCGGAGAGGAAGAGCGGGAGAGACGAGGAAGAGGAGGCACAGAGGAGACGGGAAGAGGACAGCGACCCCCUCCGCAUGCCCAGCAGACAUCCCCACCAGGGAACCCGUCCUCACUGGCCUGACUCUUUAGAUCCUCCAUUUGCAGCCGGAGGAGCAGAUCUGGAUCCUUUAGGAUCUCAAGGUGGUGGUGGGAUGAUCGUCGACCCGCUGAGGUCCGGGUACCCUCGCUCCGGGUUCGACCCGUCCAGCGGCAUACCCGACAUCCUGCCUCCUGGAGCCGUGCCCCCGGGAGCUCGCUUCGACCCGUUUGGACCCGUUGGACGUCACAGACCAGGGCCAGACCCGGACCACAUGCCCCCGCCUGGAUAUGAUGACAUGUUCAUGUAGAACCCUGCUGACCUCUCCCCACAAAAAACUGAUCCAGUUCAAAGAAACCUUGUUGUUUGUUCCGUGUUCUGAGGAGAGGGGCUUUGAUUCUGAUUUCUCUUAUCCAAUAAUAAACAGAACARGCAGUUAUUGAUGUAAA
Molecule: messenger RNA, 844 nt
Organism: Austrofundulus limnaeus
Lineage: Eukaryota; Metazoa; Chordata; Actinopteri; Cyprinodontiformes; Rivulidae
Gene: psmf1
Product: proteasome inhibitor subunit 1
Biological process (GO): proteasome-mediated ubiquitin-dependent protein catabolic process
Molecular function (GO): proteasome binding; endopeptidase inhibitor activity
Source: RefSeq, a predicted model, not a curated record